AUGGCGGAGCAGAAUCUCGAAUCCGCGAAGGAUGCGAUGGAAACAACCAAGAUCAAGGAGAACGCCAACUCUACAAACGAAAACUUGUCAAACGAUUCAGAACACACUACGACGGAGCCUAUAUCGGCUAGCAUGACGAAGCCCACCACCGAACCUGCAAGAGCGCCCACCGUGGAGCCAGAGACGAACGUAGAAUUGAUGAAAGUCACGAUCGAACCAACCUCGAUUGUCGAGAUAGACUCCGCGUUCAAGGAGAGGAUGGAACGCAUGUUCAAGCCGACACCUCCCAUUCCCAAUGGCGAGGUUGCUACGCAAGAGCCCCCUGGAAUUGCGCCGAGAACGGAGACGUCUACAGAGUCAACGACGGAAUCUUUGAACACGUCCACAAGCAUCACUUCACUGGUUCAAACUCUUCCAAAGAAAGCUGCCUCACUUGCGACAGCAAAGACAAAAUCUCAUCCCGCAACACAAAUCCCGCCUGAAAUCAUCAUCACGUCUUGUCCUGAGCCGCCCACAGAGACCCCGAAAGUCGAGAUCACAGCUCGACCCACAGCCGAACCACACAGCAACCCAUCGCGGACCGAGAACAUACUCUCAAGACUGGAGCUGAUCGAACCAGACGAAAUCUCCGAGCAGGAGCUCGCCGCCCUCGACGCAUUCGCCCACGGCAUGUCUCCAGCAACCUCAGGAGCAGCAGCCGAGGCCGCUCGCAUGCUCGACAAGCUCUGUCCUGCCCCGAGCCAGACCGAAGAAGUCAACAAUUGGCUGUACACGACCUGGAUGGUGAUGAUAGACGUCGCGGCGAGCGCGGACGCGUCAGAGGAGAUCCGCGAACGUCUCAUCUGCAUCCUAGAAAACUUGGCCCAAUGUGCCAAAGGGAACGUGAAAGUCUGGGGGAAGGAGAGGCGUCUGUGGAGAGAUCUGCCUGUGCUCCCCAUCUCUUUCGAGCCCUACUUCUCCGCAGACCCGACCAUGGCGUGGGAAGCAAAGGAAGUCACCCCCGAGUCGUCACAAAACUGGCGACACAUCAGCUCCUUCGCCGCGCGACUCAUGGGCGCAGGUCUCGCCGGCGCCUACGACCAAGCCAUGUACGCCCUCAAGGCGGCGCUGGAGGAGGAGCCGAGCACCAAGCCGGGCUUCGCGGAGUGCAGGAUGCUCGUCGCGUGUUCGUGGAUCAAGCACGCCGGAGUAGCUCUCCUCCGAUGGGCGCUGAAGAACCCCGACCACGCCGACGUUCCAAGGGACAGCACGCCGGUGUACCUGAGGGGAGGCUCUCUCUACCACGGACCAAGCACCGUGUGCCUCCGACGAUGGAGUUUCUGGAUCGAGAGGCUCGAGAAGCUGGGCAAGGAGGAGUCUGUCAUCGGCGAGGAGGCCCGCAAGGCGGCGCUGGAAGCUGUAGAGAUUAUGAGGGAGGUCGAGAAGCGCAUCGGAAACACUCUAUAG
Molecule: messenger RNA, 1446 nt
Organism: Colletotrichum karsti
Lineage: Eukaryota; Fungi; Ascomycota; Sordariomycetes; Glomerellales; Glomerellaceae
Exons: 3
Coding region: 1-1446 (481 amino acids)
Source: RefSeq, a predicted model, not a curated record